AGGUGUGUGCGGGUCUGUAUGAAAUACCGCAAACACAGGCCUUGUUUGAGCCUGAAGGCGGAUCAAUUGCUGUCUGUGGUGGUUAAAGAAACGAACGCAAUUAACGUAGGCGUGGACGGUGCAUGCCUUUUGAAGGCUUUAAGUUUUUGUAAUUAUCAAAUAUAUCGACAGUCAUAAUAUCGACUGAAGAUCUCCAAGUUCUUAAAUCACGUCCGUUGUGUGUUCAUCAGCUCCUCGUGGUGCGCAAUGUGGACCACGGCGCUUUUAGCCAUUGUUGUUUGUUCUGUGAGUAGCGAUAAAAACCUGGAGGACAAGGGCCGCCUGGAGCUGCAGCGGGUCCGGGAACUGUCGCAGCAGCCGCGGUAUGGCGCCUGUUGGUCUCGAGCUCUGGAGAAAAUACAAACAAGCUGUAAGGAGUUCAGUGAUGAUGUGCAGAGCAAGAUCGCCUUGUCCUUCACACACUGCCACCUGCAAAGGUCCGGUCGUAGUUUCCCAGAAUGCACAGAAGACAGUGAUGUCAAAACCUGCACCCAAGACAUGGACCCUGUGGCCUUCAACACCUACACCGAGUUUUUCACCCAUGCCCACAGCAUAUGCCAUUAUUUGCAGAGCGAGCGCUGGCAGCAACGAGCCCAGAGCACCAUUCACAGGUUGACUGAGAGUUCAGCGGGUGUAGCGGAGCAGUUGGCGUCCACCCAGCGGAUGGCAGAGGAUCUGGUUGUGGCCCAAAGUGCUGCGCUGAAAUCCCAGGAGAGCAUCCUUCGCAAUGGAGAGGAGCUCAAGAGCACCCUGCAGGACUCGACUCAAGGACUGCGAGAUGUAUUUGCGGAGAUGAGGCAUUCCGCACAGGAGCAGCAGGUGGCAUUUGCGGAAAUCUUCAAUCGUGUGGCCUUCCUGCAGAGUUUCAUCAUGUCUGAGACGCACACUUUCAGUUCCCUGUUUUACAACGCUCUGGGCUUCAGUGCUUCAUUCCUGCUGACCUCUGUGCGCCGUACUGCUGGAGCUAGAUUCUUCCUUUUUGGGCUCGUGGCUUUGAAUAUCUACCUUGAAAGGCUGAUCUGUAAGACUGUAAUGGAAAAUGAGGAGCAUGGUUUUCAACAGAUGGAGAAAAUUGCCUUUUUCGUUGGGCUCCUAAGAAAAGCCAUGCUUCUUAUUGGCCUCCUCGUUCUGCUGUUCUUCGCUCUUCGCUUUCGCAACAUCAGCCGGGAGAGUCUGGAAAUACUGAAGGAGCUCAAAGAGACUCGCUCUGAUCUGCAGCAGGCCUUGCAAAAAGCAGAAUGUCUCUCCGCGUCUGUGGAUGAAUGGAAGAGGUCCAGACGAAAACAGUGGGAGAGCAGGUGGGAAGAGCAAGAGGACAGUUUGGUUAUUCUGCAUCCCUCAAGUGUUGUGAAUGAAGCCCUGUCGAUAUUCCCAAAGUCCCAAGAUAACAGACAUCAGGAAACACAGAGCAGCUCUGAAACACUAAAGAGACGUCAGCGGCACACAUCAGGGUCUCGAUUGAGGACGUCCUCCGCCACGGUGUACAGUGUACUGGUGGAGGACACUGAGCCAAGGUAUAGCCUGAGGAGUCGCAAAUCUUUGUGUGGUCCUGAAGUGAGCAAAGUGAAGAGCUGAUGCAUUAUAUCUGGAAAAGGUUUGAUUUCCAUCCCAAGAUAUAAUCAGGAGAUUAGCAGCCUAGAUGGAUGAUGAACUUUUAAAUUGAUCAAACUCUUUUAAUUUAUUUUCUGUGUAUGUACAAUAAAUAUGUCUGUAAAUUUGCAGUUUUCCG
Danio rerio (zebrafish) is the source of this 1768-nucleotide messenger RNA. The record is from RefSeq and is a predicted model, not a curated record. Lineage: Eukaryota; Metazoa; Chordata; Actinopteri; Cypriniformes; Danionidae.